GUCUCUGUUGGUUUAUUGUUAUCUGUGAUAAUUUGUGUAGUCUAUGACUGUCAUCAUAAAUUCAUAACCUCAUUGUGUUGUUGUUGAGAUUUAAGGUUAUUUUAUUUGUUUUUAAUUGUAAAAUCUUUAAAUACACAGAAAUAGUACAAGUUAUUCUUAAAAAUGGGGAAACAGCGUAAAACCAGAAAAAUUGUUGAAAGAAAGUUUGCUAAAAUGAAGAAACUGAUAAGCCUUAGUGAUAGCAGAAUCAAACCUACAGAGAGAAUUGAACCCAAGAAGAAAAAGAUAGAUCCUCAUGAGUUAAAAAUCCGUGAAGCGCCACAGACAAGUUCAGCUUUAUUCUUUCAAUAUAACACGCAACUUGGUCCACCUUACCACGUUCUAAUUGAUACCAACUUCAUAAACUUUUCUAUUAAAAAUAAAUUAGACAUAGUUCAGAGUAUGAUGGACUGUUUGUAUGCCAAAUGCAUACCAUACAUAACAGAUUGUGUGUUAGCAGAAUUAGAGAAACUUGGUCGCAAAUACCGUGUAGCAUUAAGAAUUAUUAAAGACCCACGGUUCGAAAGGAUCACUUGUUUACAUAAAGGUACAUAUGCUGAUGACUGUAUUGUUCAAAGAGUAACUCAACAUAAGUGUUAUAUUGUUGCUACAAAUGAUAAAGAUUUGAAACGAAGAAUAAGAAAAAUACCAGGUGUACCAAUUAUGUAUGUUGCUGAACACAAGUACACCAUUGAGAGGAUGCCAGAUGCAUAUGGAGCUCCCAAGGGAGCAAUUUAGUAUUAAGAUAAAAUAAAAAUAAUUUAAGAA
This is a messenger RNA of Spodoptera exigua (beet armyworm), 807 nucleotides long. Lineage: Eukaryota; Metazoa; Arthropoda; Insecta; Lepidoptera; Noctuidae. The record is from the annotation of a GenBank genome assembly.